This is a messenger RNA of Morchella sextelata, 3018 nucleotides long. RefSeq lists its product as uncharacterized. The transcript has 3 exons. Bases 1 to 3018 code for a protein of 1005 amino acids. The record is from RefSeq and is a predicted model, not a curated record. NCBI's taxonomy places the organism in Eukaryota, Fungi, Ascomycota, Pezizomycetes, Pezizales, Morchellaceae.
AUGAACCAACACGAGUGCUUUGACGGAGGUUUGCAACUGUUGGUGGUGAGGUCAGACGACGUUGUGAUGAAUGAUGUCAGGUCGCAUAUGCUUGGCAAAGCUUGGCUCGCGGCUGACGACCCCGGGGAAACGAUCCGGCAUCAUGGCGGUGACGAUGCGCCUGAGGACGAGCGUUUAGAAGACGAAACUACGCUGCCAGACGCCGGGCCUGGUACGCUUACUCUGGUAAUUGAUGGCUCGGAUGAUUCUACAGACUCAGAAGCCGACUCUGAGGCGGAAUCCGACUUUGACCCUGACUCCGACGACGAUGGCCCUGCGGCGAUCGCCUCCCCGAUCUCAGAGAAAGCUGACGAUAAUCAAAGGGCCACAGCAUACCUACCCAACAGUGGACAAAGACUAGGUCGGGUCCAGGGCUAUCGGGACUAUAUGGAAGAGAAUUGGAAGCCCUGGGCACCGUUCAAAGACGCGGCGGAAUGGAGAUUGGCUCGUUUCUUUAUCGAGCACAAGCUGACCUCUACAUCAAUUGACGCCUACUUCAAUGAGGGGUUGCACAAGACGACAAAGAACGAGCGUUCCUUUCAGUCCGCUUAUACUUUCCAGAACCAGCUCGACAAAAUGACGUGCUCCCCACCUAACUUUCAAUACGGGACCGUCGGGGACGGCUUUGGAAGAACGACCGACUUAUAUUACAGGAAUCCGGUCGAAUGCGCGAGGUAUCUCUUGGGUCAACGUUGCUACAAGUCGAGCAUGGUUUAUCGGCCGGAGAGGGUUUACGACGCGGACGGAUAUCAACUCUAUUCCGAGAUGCAUACAGCGGACUGGUGGUGGAAUAUGCAGGAAAGACUUCCUACCGGGGCCACGAUUGUCCCGAUUAUCUGCAGCUCCGACGUCACGCAUCUGACAAACUUCUCCGGAGACAAGAAGACCUGGCCGAUAUAUAUGACGAUAGGCAAUAUACCGGGAAAAGUACGAUCCAAGCCGUCCACCAAGGCGCAUUUGCUACUCGCACUAUUGCCAAUACCUCCUAAGAUAAUUGGCGACGCGACGUCAAAGGGGAGACUCCGGUCCUGGGCGGCGGAGACGCUGAGGAGAGUCAUGUCAGUUAUACUGGAGCCUCUGCUGCACUUUGACCAAAGGCUCGGCGUCUUAAUGGGCUGCUCAGAUGGGUACGAGAGACGUUGUUGGCCGAUUCUGACGGCAUGGCUUUCGGACCACAUGGAGAGCUGCAAUAUUCUGAAUACCAAGUUCAACUUGUGCUCCAAGUGCGAGAUACCCGUCAAUAGACUGGGCGAAUACGAAGCCGAACCGCUCAAGACCUACCCUCGUGAUCAGGAUGAAUACAAGAGAAUGUAUCGUCAGUACAGGGUGCUGAAGGUACUGGAGAAUCCGACGAGAGACGAAAGGCGGGAGCUGAAGACGCUGACCAAGUGGUUCGAUUCUCGUGGUUUACGACCUCUGUACAACCCUUUCUGGAAUCUCCCCUUCGUCCAAGCCUACGACCUCCAUAAGCCAGACAUGCUGCACGUGGUAUACUUGGGAAUCCUGAAACAUCUUAUGGAGUGGCUGGAAGACUUCCUGAAGGAACAUGGUCGUUUGGAUGAAUUCAACGCCAUAUGGACGCGCAUGCCACCUUACCCUGGAUUUACCCCACCGACGAAGCCUUAUCAAGCGGUCAGUCAAUGGCAAGGGAAGGAGAUGCGUAAUUUUCAGAAAAUAAUCUUACCAGCCCUGGCGUCUGCCCUCAGGAAUCCGUCAUGUGCCCAGGCAGAGCCAUUCAAGAAAGCCUUUCAAUGCGUCCGGGCAUUGGUCGACUGGGCACUAGUCGCCCAGCAUCGUUCUCAUAACGAGCUGACGAUAGACAUGUUGGAUAAUUACCUAAAGGCUUUCCAUAGGACGAAGGAUAUCUUCAGGAAAUAUCGCGCGACUAGAGAGACUGACAGACUUGUGGCGGAACGACGGAGGGAAUUGCGCGGGGAAUACGACGUCGAGUUAGCAGGCCUAAACGACUCUUUAGGCCAAAGACGAAGGGUUAUCGCAGACCAAAGGCUAAAUCUCCAGGCGGAAACCGACGAGAUCUUGCGAGCAGAAUCCCACUUCAACUUCCCCAAGAUACACCUCAUGGGCCAUUUCGCAGAGCACAUUCGUCAAUACGGCAAUAUUCCGGACUAUUCGACGGAGUCUUGCGAGUCAGCCCACAGGGAUCAGAUCAAAAUACCGUAUCGUCGGAGCAAUCGCGUCGAUCCCGCAAUGCAGAUACUUCGAACGUUUAACCAGCCACGUCUGAGGAGGAGGAUGCAAGCUGCAAGACGGGAUCUUAGAGACCCUCAGGACGACCCGGCGUUUCAAGCGCAGGAUAUCGCGCCAUUGGUCUAUUUACCAAGCGACACCAGGGUGGAGAAGAGGUGGGUCAAAUGCCCGGUCAAAUUAACAAAUGUCGGUAGUGUAGAUAUCGCAGGUGCUACAAAGAGACUGGGGUAUUACAUCCGGCGGUAUUUCAGGAGGGAGCUAUAUCUUGGAUACGAAGAUAUGCCCGAAGACAUCGAUAGCUGGCGGGUAAACACAUUCAAACAGCUCAACGUACCCGUCCUUUUGCACGGCGAGGGCGACGAGAGGACAAUUCACACACUUCGUACGACGGGAACGUCAGGUUAUAGACGGGGAAACGCGCGCAACGACUGGGUCUGGUUUCGUCAAAAGCCGGCUGACCUGGACGCUUUGCAGGGUUUAUGCCCAGCAAGGCUGCUUGCGGUCUUUAAGCUCAGGGACCCAAGACGAAGGGGGGCCAGACUUCUGGCUGCGAUACAACCAUUGAAGCCGGACUUCAAUGGAAACCCCAACGUCGACCACGGGCUAAUAAGGGUAUCACGCUGCUCAAGCUCUCCUGACGAUAUAUGGGUAGUAAACAUAAAAAGCAUUUUGGGCGCCGCUCAUUUGGUGCCUGAGACGACGUCAUCUACGAACAAUAGAUGGUUUAUCAAUAGUACGAUCGAUCUAUCGACAUACGGAUCAAUUUACUGA